Messenger RNA from Staurois parvus, 321 nucleotides. Lineage: Eukaryota; Metazoa; Chordata; Amphibia; Anura; Ranidae. The record is from the annotation of a GenBank genome assembly.
ACUGACAACUCAUGGGGCCCCCGGGCAAUAGGGGAUCAUGGGGCCCCUGUGUCCUUGCCCAAACUCAAAAAAGCCUAUGAAAAAGGUACCAGGGGCAUCUCAUGGGGCCACCUACUGACCCCCGGCCCUCGGGCAGUGCCCGAGUUUCCAAAUGGUCAGUCCGCCCCUGGUAUAGACAUAAUUCCUUAGACACGGUUUAGAUAUUGCACAGAACCCAAAAGGUUCCUCUAUACAUGCAUUGCCCUCUGAAGAGUGAUCCGUGGUGGAUGUCAUUCAUUUUGAAUGAUGCCGUCAUUCUGAAUAGCACCCCAACGCACCUUG